Messenger RNA from Menidia menidia (Atlantic silverside), 1404 nucleotides. The record is from the annotation of a GenBank genome assembly. Lineage: Eukaryota; Metazoa; Chordata; Actinopteri; Atheriniformes; Atherinopsidae.
AUGAACCGCCUCACCCGCGUAGUGGCCGAGGGGAGCGGGCUGAAGGAGGGAGACUGGCGCUCCCUGCUGCAGCCAUCAGAACCGUUGGAACCGCUCGAGCCAUUCUGCUGCAUGCACGCGGCGGGCCAGCUCUCGGCGCGAGAGGAUGACAGUACGAGCCACAGCGCGCGGACGUCGGGACGACCAACAACAAUAACAACAACGCAGGGUGUCGGACGGAGGGUGUGGCUGGAGCAGCGGCCGGGGCUCAGCCCACCUCCCAGCGGGACAACAGCGAGAGCCGGGACGGUCCACCUCCACACACGAGAGCGCGCGCACCGUAUUUCCACCGAGGGCAGACGAAGCAAACUGCGCUGGCUGAAAUGCGCCGCUCUGAAAUGGCACUCCACGCCAGCGUACAUGAUCAGUGAAGGCAGCACACCUCUGCGAGCCGUGAGGUCUUCGGUCAUACCUCGAUCCAGAACUGAGCCUAAAAGCCUGAAGGUUAAGGUGAACUUCGAUGUGCAGGCAGCGUUUCUGACCGUCGUGUCAGCGGCGUCCCUGAGUCUGCUCUCACUUCUCUGUCUGCGAUGCAGAAGGAAAACCAAGAUCAUCCAGGAGGAGAAUGUCAUUUACGACCCACAGACAUUCGAGACUAUUCAGGAAUCUUCAUUUACAGAAGUUCACAGCAUCAGCUCCACUCCAGAACACGACUACGUCUCCAGGCUGGCGCCGCCUCCCGUGCUGACGUGGCUGACUUUGUCCUCCGUGUUCCACUUGGCGCAGCAGGUGGCCGUGUCGCCCCCACCUGGACAGCAGGGGCACCAACGGCGACCGUGGGUCAGCGUGCUGACCGGUCUGCUUCUGCUGGACCUCCUUACCGAUGAUUGUGAUGCAGCCCGCCUUGGUCACCUCCACCACCUUGUCCAUGAGAUUCUUGGUUCCUUUGGCGAAGUUAUCCCACUCGAAGACGCCCACGGGGCCGUUCCACACGAUCUGCUUGGCCCUGCCCACAGCCUCGGCGUAGGCCUUGGAGCUCUCCGGUCCACAGUCCAGACCCUGUGGGGACAUCACCCCGUCACACGUGCACCAGCCUACGUGCGCACGCCUGCGUGCACCAGCCUGAGCGGGCCGCUCACCAUCCAGCCGGCGGGGAUGCCGGCGGCCACCGUGGCGAUCCCGGUGGCGGCCUUCUCGUCAAACUUGUCCGCCGUCACGAAGUCGACGGGCAGAGUGAUCUUGACGCCGUUCUUCUCCGCCUUGGCCAUCAAGUCCUUGACGAUGCCGGCGCCCUCCUCAUCGUACAGAGAAGUGCCGAUCUGCAAAAUAUCAUCGAACAAAAAAAAACGUCAGACGCUUUAUUCAGGAAGGACCAAACUAACCAAUCAGAAUUCAGCUUUAAGAGGCUGGGUCGCUUUGGGAUAG